AUGCCAGGACAUUGUUAUACAAAGAAUUUCCAGAAUUUUAUGUUUGGAGCCAACAAUACAAAGAGUGGACUCGUCGGAAAAAAAAAAACUGUUAUAGGUCGAAUUAUUACAGCAAAUCCAUUUGAAGGUGAGAGGUAUUAUUUGCGGAUAUUGCUAAAUCAUGUAAGAGGACCUUUGUCAUUUGAAGAUCUUAGAACAGUUGAUGGUGUCGUGGCUCCAACAUUUCGUGAGGCAGCAACUAUGCAUGGUUUGCUACAAAGAGACAGUAGCUUACAAGAUUGUUUACAUGAAGCAUCUCUAUAUCAAAUGUCAUCCAGUUUGAGACGACUAUUUGCAACUAUUUUGGUUUAUUGUAAUCCAACCAAUCCAAGAGAGCUUUGGGAACGUUUUGAGCAAGAUAUGUCAGUUGAUUUUAGGUCGACUGAAAAUUCUAUGUCGGAUGUAAGAAUGCAAGUUUUGCGCUCAAUCUCUUUUACACUUGAAUCAAUGGGGAAAGACAUUAAUUCGUUCCAUCUUCUUGAUGACAACAUUUGUUUUGUUUUGGAAAAGGUUUUUUCUAAUGAAGCUGCUACAUUCUUUGUUGACGGCCCUGCUAGGACGGGGAAGACAUUCCUGUACAAGGCACUUCUUGCCGCAGUAAGAUCAAGAAAAUUAGUCGCACUUGCAACUGCUUCAUCUGGUGUUGCUGCAUCCAUCCUUCCUGGAGGUCGAACAGCACACUCGCGCUUUAAGAUUCCACUAGAUACUGAUGAACAUAGCAUAUGUUGUGUCAGUAAACAAAGUGCCAUCGCAAAGUUACUACGUGUGGCAAGGUUAAUUAUAUGGGAUGAGGCCCCUAUGUCAAGAAAACAACAUAUUCAAGCAUUAGAUAAAAUGCUACGAGACAUUAAUGAUUCAGAGUUAACAUUCGGUGGAAAAGUUGUCGUUUUUGGUGGAGAUUUUCGCCAGGUUUUACCUGUGGUUCGUAAAGGAACAAGACAAGAACAUGUUGACGCCAGUUUGGUUUCUUCUUACUUGUGGCCUACAUUGAUCAAGUUUCAUUUGACUGAAAAUAUGCGAGCAAGAUUGGAUCCAGUCUUUUCAGAAUAUGUGUUAGAAUUGGGCAACGGAAUGCCACCAAUCACAGUUGAUGAAACUAUAAAAAUUCUUGAUGGCAUGCUUGUUCCUUACGAAGAUGACUGUACUUCUUUGGAUCAUUUAAUAGAUGCUGUUUUCCAUGAUAUUCAUGAAUAUUCAAUAAAUAUUUCAGCUAUGAUGAAUCGGGCCAUAUUAACACCAAAGAACAGCUAUGUUGAUGAAAUAAAUGCAUUGCUAAUUCAUAGAUUUCCUGGUGAGCUUAAGCGAUAUUAUAACUUUGAUGAAGCAAUAGAUACAUCUGAACAGUCAAUUAUGGAAAUUUUUUAA
This is a messenger RNA of Carya illinoinensis, 1404 nucleotides long. RefSeq lists its product as uncharacterized. The transcript has 2 exons. The record is from RefSeq and is a predicted model, not a curated record. NCBI's taxonomy places the organism in Eukaryota, Viridiplantae, Streptophyta, Magnoliopsida, Fagales, Juglandaceae. Gene Ontology annotation, molecular function: DNA helicase activity. Gene Ontology annotation, biological process: DNA repair; telomere maintenance. Bases 1 to 1404 code for a protein of 467 amino acids.